UAGAAGUAUCUUCCCUCGUUCCUGGAUGAGCGGUAAGCGCGCCAGAGAAGCAAUAGACUUCAAUGAUAAAAGAACCGCCUCCCCGUGCUCCCCCCUCCCUGGCCUUCUCUUCCCGCUUCUUCUUCGUCUUCGCGUCCGUCUUCUUGUAAGGCAAUGCGAUGGGAUCGGAAUGGAAGCAAACCCUAGAGUGCUGGGCGUCUCUAUCCCUCCUUUUUGUCUUCCACCUCUUCAUCCUCUCGAUCGGAUCUUCUUCUCGUGCUCCAACCUUCGAAGGAGACUACUUUCUGCAGCCUUUCAGCCUACUGAUCAAGGACAUAGAAAUUAUUACCAAUUAGCUACCUGGAGCUUUUGUCAAAAAGCUGGGAAGCAUGGAAUGCAGAAUUAACAUCAGGACAGCAGAUAUGGCUUACUAUGCUUCUUCAUGCCUUUCCUUCAAUUUAUUUUCUCUGAUUUGGUUUCUAGGCCCGUUUUCUGUAUAAGCUAGCAAAAUUCUCUAGACCAUUCAUUGGCAGCAAAAACUUUGUGAAUAUGGAUGUCGUGCUUUCCCUCUUAUCUAGUUUUUGCCCAUCAAUUGCAUUCAGAAUUGGCAUAUUAGUUUUAUGAAUGAAGCAACAGUUA
Molecule: messenger RNA, 618 nt
Organism: Elaeis guineensis (African oil palm)
Lineage: Eukaryota; Viridiplantae; Streptophyta; Magnoliopsida; Arecales; Arecaceae
Source: RefSeq, a predicted model, not a curated record